CCUUAUUUAUUCCACUCAAUACUCUGAAUACAACUGUCUUUAAGUUCACUGAGUUCCACUUAAUACUCUGACUACAACUGUCUUUAAUUCACUGGCUAUCCUGUUAAAUAUAAUGUUCACUGACUGAAUACUGUUACGUGUUGACUCUUAGAAUACUGCUGCAAGAGUGAGUCUUGGGGAUGUUGCUGUCGUAGAGGAAGGUUCGUGGUGGGUGUGUCUCAAGUCUGUUCCUAACUGAUCAUUGGGUAAAGACGUAUGUUUGAGGAUUGGCCUGCCUUCGUGAAGGUUCGCGCGCAGGUGCCCUUACACUUGGGGAAAAUAAAGAAGUUUCCUGAUUUAUGAGUUUUUUCCGUCGGGUCCUAAAGUACCUUGACUGUACAAUAGGCCCACUGUUUAUGAUGGGUCCGCACUAGGGUAGCGUAGACCCUUGACGGUCGUCCUGCCCGAGGAUCGCAUCUAUUUCACAUAAAGCGUCACGGCAAUUACCAGGCGGUCACUCCAAAUCCCGAACAGUGGAAGUUUCUUGUAAGACGAACUCAACGCAUUUUAUAAUGCUUGACAUCAAAAUGAUCAAAAACGUUCUAUGCGAAAGGUUUUAUUAGGUCAUGACCCUGGAUGGAAUGAUUCUCCAAAAUGGAUAUAUUUUACUGGACAAAGUUCCAUAACGCCUACUAAGCGACUACUGAACAAGAGGGUAGCAUUUCCAAUGGAAUCUAUACAAGCUAUAGAUAAAGAAUCUUCUGUAAAUAAGCCAUUAAAAAUGCCACCACAUAUACAGGGUUGGAUUGAUCUACUAAUAGCACCGCAUCCUCCAUUGUUAUGUCCUUCAAACAAAAAUAUAGAAGGCAACAAUAUAGAGGUUGAUAAAGAAAAGGCAUUAAACAAACUUUUGAAGGAAACAAAUCAGAAACGUUCUACGCGAAAGGUUUCAUUUGGUCAUGACACCAGAUGGAAUGAUUCUCCAAAAUGGAUAUAUUUUACUGGACAAAGUUCCAUAACGCCUACUAAGCGAGUACUGAACAAGACAGUAGCAUUUCCAGUGGAAUCUAUACAAGCUAUAGAUAAAGAAUCUUCUGUAAAUAAGCCAUUAAAAAUGCCACCACAUAUACAGGGUUGGAUUGAUCUACUAAUAGCACCGCAUCCUCCAUUGUUAUGUCCUUCAAACAAAGAUAUAGAAGCAAACAAUAUAGAGACUGAUAAGGAGGAGAUAUUAAACAAUGUUUUGAAAAAUUUGGAAACUGUAAUAAGUGAGCAUAUAUUGGAAAAAGAUAGAACUAAGGAGGUAAAGAAGAGAUUAGAUAUAUUGAAAGCUGUAUGGCUUGAAGAUAAAUUAAAUAAUGUGAUAUACAAGAAUGUUUUAGAUUUGUCUACAGCUUUACGAGAGGGGAAUGUUAAAAAAGCUGAUGAGAUACAUGCUUUAUUAAUGAUGCAACAUGCUAGUCUGUGUAGUGCAUGGAUGCCUGGGAUUAGGCAUAUUAUUUUAGAAUUGGAAAUCAAAAUGAAAAAUUCAAAUGUAACACAAUCUCAAAGCCCUGAAUUACAUUUGUUAUCUACUGGAGAGAACAAGUAAAUGAUGAUUCCUUGGGUAUAUAAUAUUUGCAUGCAGUAACUUUUGCGAUAAUUGACAUUAUCUUUUCGCUUAUAAGUUUAUAUAUUAAUUGAUGUUAUUAAAAAGUGUACAGCAAAAAGAAACUAUUGAUAUUAUGAAUGUAACAAAUUUUAUUAUAAUAAAACAAAUCCCAUGAAAUUUAUAUAAUGUGUAUUGUACUUCUGACAUCUAUUGAUAACGUGGAAGUUUGUUGUAAGACGAACUCAACGCAUUUUACAAUGCUUGACAUCAAAAUGGUAAAAAAUCAAUAUUCCGACCUUAUUUUUAAAUGCGUACAUUCAAUGAAUGUAUGUAUAUAUUGAAAAUAUGGCUCAUCAUCUUCAAUUUCACGCCUUUCAUCAGAUGGUAAAUGAAACAUAAAAUAUUAAAUUAUGUAUAAUAUAGUUUUCUAAUUUACCGCUAAAUUUUCAUUUCGCUUUCCAUAGAUAUGGAUAGUUCGAACAUUUAGCAGUUUCACAUAGUGUUAAUUUAACGAAAAGUAUUUCAUGUAAGUGUAAUUAAAUUGUUUUGAUUAGCAAAGUCUGUACUUUGUUGACGUGUGUUUGUAAGUAAAAGUGUUAGUUACAAUGUUAAAAAAAUCUCUACAGUAUUUAUAAUCAUUGAUAUUUAACACUAUCAAUACAUCUAUUGGGGGAGUGGUUUCAUGUAGAAAAACUUAAAUUGUUGAAUUUCGGCUACUAUCGGGAAACUAGCAGUAAUGCUGUAAUGAUUGAUUUAAUUGAUCGAUUUAUGUAAUCGGAAAAUAGUCGUGUUCAGUUAAAAAGUUUGAACGUUCUCUAAACGCGACAAACGCUUUGAAAAUUAAAUCACUUUGCUAUCACACAUCAAUCAAUUCAAGAGUUUAGAGAGAAUAGGGUCAUUCGGUGAGUACAAUUCAUUUAACACUUGUGUUAAAUACAUAACAUUUUUAUUGUACCAUGAUAUGCAUGAUUAAUGCUUCCGUUUAUCGAAUCUGCGUAGCGAAUUUCUUUCCAACUUCUACAUAUUCUUUACUAUAUGGAAAAAGCAAUUUUAUUACAAUAAAUAAGAGAAAUGAUCGUGUAGAAAAUGACAUGCGAUGAGUUAUAUGUGAGCGAAUACAAGUAUCUGAUUCCAUGGAUGCAUCGAAGCAAAUUGAUCGAUUAUAUUAAUCUCAAUCAAUCGAAUGAACAUUUAACAUUGAUGAGGAAAAUAUCGAUCGAGAUCUGGUCUUUUUUUUUUUAACCGCGGAUUCAAUUAAACUGUCAUCGUUGUUAUACAUCGUUUGAAAUGAUCUUUCAUAUUAAUUUAAUGAACGGCACGUAUCGUAUUUAAAAGAAAUUCAUUAUAAAUUUAUUACAUUCACACGUAUCUGUAGGAUGGAAUCUUCUCAAUGCUUUUAUAAUAUCUCAUAAACAUGUACACGAAUGAUCAACAGAACUGUCCAAAAAUAUGUGUACAUGUUAAUGAUCAUUUACCUACGCGCGAAAACAUUAAAAUAAUUCUUUUCCUUCUUUUCUUCAUUUUGCAUUCAUUCUGUCUUAUUUCGUUUCUCGACGAAUGGUUACACGAAAUACGAAAAAUGAUCAAGUCUUCUUUUUAUCAUAAAAGUUUCUUGUAUUUCUCAUUUCUCUCUUAUGUAUAUUCACAAAGGACAAUUACAUCUUACUUAAUAACAUAUUUUUCGUCUAAAUGUACUCUUAUGUCAAUAAUAGUCAUCGAUAGCAAUGAUCAGUUUAAAUUACUCUAUCGCUUAUCGUCUAUAAAUCGCUACUAAACUCUAAGCAUACGGUGUGUAUGUAUGUGUUUGUACGUGUGUAUCCGUGUCUCUGUGUGUCUUUUCCUCUUAUUUGUACGUGUGCGUACUGUGUAUACGUGUGUACGUCUGAUUUCUCAUCGCUCAAAAGCACACCCGUGAUUUUGUUUUUUCCUUUCGUUUUUUUCUUUUGUAUGUGAGUGUUUUGUUGUUUCGUAAUUGAUCCACGCGCAUUUCGCUACGUAUUUCGCGUUUCAGUUGAUCGAUCGGAAUAGAAAUGCACGCCGAUCAAUGCUUUGACCUUUUUUUUUAUCGUUUGUCACAUUUCUCUUUUUUGUUGUCGCCUGUUCUAAAAGUAAUAUUGAAAAUUAAAAACAUGGACUGGAAACAGAAAUAAGAAAAAAAAAUACAAUAUGUAAUAAUAAUAGUAAUAUGAUAAUAAUAGUAAUAAUAAUAAGUUACAUCGUCAACGUUCACGAUGGUACGACAAAAAACGAAGAUCACUCUCUGACGUAAUUAAUUAAUUAAUUACUUUAUCUUCACGAAUAUUCACGUUCGUUUCAUUCGCUCACGUUCAUUGUUGACCGAUAAUUUUUUAAUUACCACGUUUUCUUAUUCUUUUAAAUUUUUUUUUUUUUUGAAUCGAGAAUGAGUUUUUCCUCAUUUCUUUCGACCACCAUUGCUUCGCUAUCCCUUCCGCUCGUUCGGCUCUUUUUGGCGCGAUCGAACUUGGCGAAAGGCAAUAAAACGCUUUACAAGUAAAUAUAUAUAUAUGUAGAUUUAUAUAUAUAUAUAUAUAUAUAUAAUAUAUAUAUAUUCAUUAUAAAACUUACAUCUUAAACUUAUGACCAUCUAUUUUAUUAAAUCGUCAAUAUAUUAGAUUUUCUUUCAUUCAUCAUUUUCCUCUUUUUUCCAUCUCAUUUAGUCUCACGUAAAUAAAUAUUCAUAAAUACACUUUUUUGGACCGGAUGCAUGGGGAAUGUUUUUUCGAUGGAUCACUUCGUGUCUCCCCCAUUCCAUUAUGCUUUAUUAUCUUUUAAUUAUAUCUCUGUCUCGUAUCUUUUUUCGUGAUACCUAUUCCAUUUUCAUUUCGUUUAUUCUCGAAGCACUAUCUGCAAUCACGAUUGAGAGAGACGAUUUUUCUCGUCAUAGAUCGUUGAACGAAAACGAUCGCGAAGUGUAAUCUACGAUACCAAUAAUCGAAUCGAUUUCACGGAAUAUCAUGAAAAGAAACAGAAAAGAAUCAUCAUCAUAGUACUUUUUUUACUCGUUUCAAUUCUUUUAUACUAUUAAAUCUGCAACUCUUACUUUUUUUGUUCAUUCGUUUUCCGUUUUGAAUGUUUGUUCGUUCGUAAACGAUCAUCGCGUCGAGAAACGAUCCAUCGAAACAACUUCAUGAUUUGCGUCGCGGCCCGAAUUUCGAUUUAAAACUUUUUUUUCUUCUGGGUUCUUUAUCCAAAAAUAUAUGUACACAUAUGUAACCGGUGUAUACGUAGCGCUAUAUUCGUAUGCCCUAUUUCGGGGGAUCCAGGGAAUAUUGUUUUGGUACCUAAGUGCAAAAAUUGCGAGCGACGCUCUUUUUAUCAUUCCCUCAUUUUUGACCUGACUCUCUUUUUCUGAUUCUCUACUCGAUUUUAUUUAUUUAUUUGUUUCUAACAGCGUAACACACCCUGUAUGUAUAUACGAGCUUGUAUAUACAUACAAGUUUCCUUAAAUAUAUACAUAUACAUAUUUAAGAGAUAAACAUAAAUAUGUGACGAGCGUUUCGCGAUUUUCGCACUUACCGUUAAUUAACCUGUUACUUUUAAUUUACUUUACUUUUUUUUAUUUUGUUUUGUCAAUUCUUAUCGAUCGAUCACCUAUUGUAUUAUUCUGGCUUCAUAAGGCGGACAAGUGGUUUCAUUACUUUUUUGUUCUUUUUUAUUUUUUUUACUUUAUUAUCAUUAUUAUUAUUAUUAUUAUUAUUAUUAUUAUUAUUAUUAUUAGUAUUAUUAUUAUUAUUAUUCAUCUCACGAGACAGAUAUACAUCAAGUAUAUUUGUUGCGUAAAUAUUUAUCUGUUUUGCAUCUUUGUAAUUUGUUCUGCAAUCGUUAUUACAACUGUUAUAUUACGCUCGCUACAAACUAUUUAAAAAAUUUGUUCAGCCCCGCUUAGCUUCAACUCCUCCCCAAACUUCCUCCUAUAUUUAAUUCCUACACAUUCUCACCAUAUCUCCUUCGUUUCGUUUACUUCUCCUUCUUUCUUUUAUAUAUUUUUUUUUUACGAGUUUUUUCAUAGGUUUUUUCGUACAAAACAAAAUGGCAUCUUUUUGGUAUUGGAAGAAAAAAUACAGUUUUCAACCUUUUUCUUUCUUUCUUUCAUCCUUCCUUUUUUUCCUGCUCUCAUUCCGCCUCGUUCGUACAACCACGUUAUCGAAUCAUGCCCUGAUCGACGCUAGAAUCGAUUUUCUCAUCCAACUUCCGAUCUUCUUUUCGAAAGGAAAAAGGUACAGAAUUGGCAAUAAAACUCGUUCGCGUGCGUCACAUUCAUUUUCUUCCUGCUCUCGCUACACACGACAAUCAUCAUCGAGUACAACAGCUAGCGAUUCCUCUUCUUACGUCUUAAUUAUUACCGCAAAUAUUUAAUACUAUUUUGGCAUCGUGACGAUACAAUUUUUUCCACGCAUCCUAUACAAAAAAAAAAAAGAAAAGAACAGCAACGAUAACCAGCCGAUUUUCCCUUUUCACUUCUGUUCCGUUUCGUCCUGUCCUGUUUCGUUUGUUCUGUUUAUCGAUCGUAACUGGAAGUUCGACCGGUUCGUCGUAUGAUUUUUACGAAAAUAUUCCUUUCGAAAAAUCCUGCGACGAAACCUGUUCUUCUCUUCGUUUUUCCUUUUGUUCCUUUUCUUAUUUAGUUUCCUUUUCUCAAACAUUCCUUAACAUUGUACUCACGCACGCAACUGAGAAUCAUUCGGAAGUCGACGAGAGAAAAACCUUGUCUGUGUGCAUCGCGCGGAUCAAUCUAAGCGGAUCCAUGGAUCGCGAUCGAGGAAAGAAACGUGUGCGAAUGUGAAAGGAACAGGAGCGUUUCAAACGACGAUCCGUCCACGGCUGACGAUCGCUCUGAGACAUAUAUAAUAACAAAAUAAGAAAACGUAUCGUUUCUUCAUUGUUUGUAAAAUUGAGACAGAAUUAACAUUUAUGAUAAAUCGAAUCUAAAAAAGGUUAUAAUAAUCACUGGUUUCGUUUUGAUUCUUCAUUUCAUUAUCUCUAAAAUUCAUCUAUUUUAAAAUAUAUAAUUCAUCAGAUUGUAAAAAGUACGAAUAGUUGUCGAUAAUAGAUCUAUAUGAAAUCGAUAGAUCACGAUCGAGAGUGUAUAAUAAAUCUCAUAAAAACAUUCUUUUCUCGUCCAAUCAUUUUUCUGGUUUCACCGUGCGUUUCUUCUUAUUUGUAUCGUUUUAAUUUCAUUUUAACCGUCGCAUGAGCGUUCGAAAGCAGAGAAUCAUUUCUACGAAAUCGAACGUGAACAGUCUUCGAUGAAAACCGACGUGGGGUGAAGUCAUAGCCGAAGACGCUUCACGAUCGACUAGAAACAUUCGUCGUUAGCAAAUCGUUCGUAAGAAACAAGAAGAGUGUCGUGAUCGAAACGAUUGCUUGCAAAGAAGAAAGAACUGGAUGACGAACCAAGCUUACAUUUUUGUUUCCUUUCUUUAUAGGACGAUCUUUCAAAACGGUUAAAAAAAUAGAAAUGUAUUUUGCGAUUUCAGCGUGAAUUUUUAUUUCUUUAUUUUGGUUUUGUGAGUUUUUUUUUUUUGUUUGUAAGAUGUUUAAUUGACUGGCUGAGAUCGAUUCUCGGUAUUAGAAAACCUAAUCGAAAAAUGGUACUCGUCUAAUAGAAAAAUAGUCGAUUUUUAUUCACCGUUUAUUUAUUUGAUAUCAUCUACUUUAAAACGUAGAGACUGCGGAGUCGCGCGUUAAAAAUGGAGGAACGAUUACGCUCUUAGCGAAUAAAAGUUCGUCGUACGGUAAAACGAAGGACGAUACCGAGAUAUAAAACGAGAAAAAAGAAGACUCGAUUAAGAAAAGAAAUUUAGAAAACGGAAGGGACGACUAGCGUUUUAAAAAGGUACGAGUGUGUUAUCGAUGAUUUUGUUUCACGCUCGUGCUAAACAAUUUUACAAAAAAAAAAAAAAAAAAAGAAAAGAAAACAGAGAGGAAAAGAGAGAGAAUAUAAGAGAGAACACAAAAUUAAAAGAAGAAAAGAAAAUGGGAAAUAAGUGGAAAGGCUUGGUGCGUACUCUCGACUUGAACUCGAUCGUUCGAUGUUACGAAAGAAAAGUUAAACCGAAGAAAAAGAGAGGAAAGGAAAAGAUAAGGAGAGAAAAGGAAGAUAGAACAGCAAAAAAAUAUAAUAAUAAAAAUAUAAUAGACCAACGCGUUUUGUCAAAACUUAAUUAAUAAAUAGUCGGAUUAAAUUAGAUUAUAUUACUAAUUAUUACUGUUUGUCGCUAAUAAUUAUUAUUACUACUACAUUAUGAUAAUAAUGAAUGAUAAUAUAUUAAUGAUUCUUAUAAUACUUCGAUGGGCGAGGAAUGGACGCGUCUUUUCAUCACCCUUCCUCUUACAAUAGUAGCGCCUCUCUGUCGAUUAUCGUGCAGACCCAUCGAUUUUCCACGAACAACCAUGAUUUUCCAUUUUCUAUUCGAUUCUCUUUCCGAUUUCUUCCCCACGCAUACGCUUAUGCGUUAGCGUGAUCGUGAAUCGAAACUUCGAAAGGCAAGAAACCGAUCGAUCGAUUGUUUCGAUUCAAUGAACCAAUUAAACAAAACUAACACGUGAUCAUGAUUCAUCCUCGGUCUUAUCAUCGAGCAAAAUAUCCCUCGAUUUUAGCUAUUUCUUUUCAAUUAAAAAGACCUCUUCAGGAGCGUUCAGACGAUCAAUAUUGUUGUCAAUAUUUCAGAUUUUCAAUAGUAUUGUACGUACAAGAUCCUCUAGAUGACCAAUAUAUAUUGUCAAUACAAUGUUAAGAACCUUAAAUAUUGACAAUAAUAUUGACAAUAAUAUUGAUCGUCUGAAUUCUCCUUUCCACCUCUGUCUUCUCAUUCCCUUCGUUCGAUACCACGAUUCUUUUCUUUUUUUGAUUUUCAUAUUCAUCGAUCGAGUCACAAACGAUCGAUGAAUGAGUUAAAAAAAAAAAAAAAAAAAACAAUACGAUCGAAGGAAAAGCAGCGGAUCUAGCCGGAAGUGGCGAUGGAUGUCUCGAGGUAGCUACGCCAAACGUAGCUGGUCUAUGUAUAGAAAACAUAGGGAUCGUUCGAACGACGCGUACGAUUAAUACGGAUGCUCCCGGUUUUUACUCUUUCUUUUUUUUUUGUUCUUUUUUCAUUUUCUGGCUCUCUGGCUCACCUUCCAACACUGGCACUCGUUAAAUAACGUCGAACCUCACCGGCUGGCCGCUGUGAUCUACCGCGAAACUAUUGGAUCUCUGUGCGCGUGUCUUCCUCGCUCGAGAAGAUCGCCUCUCGAAAGGCUUAUAUAUAUAUAUCUAUAACAUAAAUCAGGAUACCCGAGAUCCAUAGAUUUGAUCGUGGAUCUGGAAUCGCGAUUAUAGACUCUAAAGGGCUUGGAGAAUGAAUAAAAAAAAAAAAAAAAUAGAGAGAAUAAAAAAGAAACAAUGAGAAGAUCGUAGCUGACGAAGGAAAUGGCACCACGACGACCGACGCAUUUCUCCCCCCCUCACAGUUCGAUAUUCUAUAUUAAAAAAUUAUCUCACGAUUCUCUCGUGUGUAUAUGAUGUGUAUAUUUGUGUGUGUUUGUACUGAACCGACCCGAGAAUUCGAUAUUAAUAUUAUAGCAAUUAUUGUAUAUAUAUGUAUAAUAUAUAUAUCAUCGAAUCGCCUGUGUGUGCCUCUUCGUCACAUCGUUCUUGCUCUUGAAUCUUUCUUACGUGAUCGAUUUAAUAGGAUAGAGCUACGGAUGCAAGCACGUGCAAGUGAAUUACGAAAUAAAUACGAUGAUUAACAAGCACAAUGUACAAUAGACGAACGAAAGGAGAGAAAACGAGAGAAAGAAAGGUUUUAGACAAUGUGUGCAAAAGAAAGAGAGAAAUUUAAGAGAAGAAGGGGAGAGAGAGAGAGAGAGAGAGAAAGAGAGAGAGAGAGAGAGAGAGAAAGAGAGAGAGAGAGA
Bombus huntii is the source of this 9487-nucleotide messenger RNA. RefSeq names its product steroid receptor RNA activator 1-like. NCBI's taxonomy places the organism in Eukaryota, Metazoa, Arthropoda, Insecta, Hymenoptera, Apidae. Bases 584 to 1570 code for a protein of 328 amino acids. The record is from RefSeq and is a predicted model, not a curated record. The transcript is spliced from 4 exons. Gene Ontology annotation, biological process: regulation of transcription by RNA polymerase II. Gene Ontology annotation, cellular component: nucleus.